CUAGGUUUCAGGGCUGUUUUAGAUUCCACCUGUUGGCCCCAACGCCCUCGGCAGGACAAAGGAAGGGGGAUUCCAGUCCAGGACAGUCAAGCUAAGAAAGAAGAAGAAAGGGAGGGACAGAGAAUUUCAGAAACUUGCCCAGUGGCGGAUGGAGUCCAGAAUUAAACCCUCAUAGGGUCUGGCCUCCAAGCUCACAAUGGAUCCUUUACCCCCCACACUAACUGAAUGUUCUCCAUGGAAUGAGGCAGACACUCCUCGAACCCGUGACCUGAAGCACUUACGAGCCAAGCGUGUGGCUUACUAUGAAAGCAUUGGGAUCAUCAAGAAUGAUGCUUCCAGAAAUGGCAGUCAACAGGUGUCCACAGGUUCCCAGGACACCAAAGUGAGUCUCUCAGAAAAUCAAACCUUUGUUCUGAGAGUACCUCAGAAGCCACCACGUUAUUUAGCGAUUGGAAAGACACCUCUGCUCCAGGAGGUGUCCAGAGUGGCUCCUAGAGAAACAGAGCAGUACCUGGACCAGUGGACCCAGCAGGGGCCAUGGAGAGAGAGCUACCCAGCAGACCUGGACCUACAUCUGUUGGAAGAUGCCUUGGUGCCUGAGACACAGAAGCUGCGACAUGUUAUAAAUUGGGCCCAGAAGUUCUUGUCCAGCGCUCCAGAAGAGCAGGGGUUGAAGAGUCCCAUGACUUCUGUAGGACUCCCUCGGUCUAAUCUUUGUCAAAGUUCAAAAGCUCUAGGAAGUAAGAGAAAUGCCCGUGUGAGGUCAUCUGAUUCUCCUCCCCGGCUCAGAGAAGACCAGUCCAGCACACGAACAGGCAUUCACAGCUGCUCUUUAAGACCCCAAGAUAAUUUAUCAGAAAUGGGCUUGUCUUCUGAAUUUUCAAGUUUCUUCCAGAAAGAGGGUUUUCUAGAUAGCCAGUCUUGUGUGUGGCGAGGAACUGCAGUUAGGAAUGAGGGGGAGGGAAGAGCUGCCGGAUAA
This is a messenger RNA of Myotis davidii, 979 nucleotides long. RefSeq lists its product as uncharacterized. Lineage: Eukaryota; Metazoa; Chordata; Mammalia; Chiroptera; Vespertilionidae. The coding region runs from base 197 to 979 and encodes 260 amino acids. The record is from RefSeq and is a predicted model, not a curated record. The transcript has 3 exons.